Penicillium cataractarum is the source of this 1806-nucleotide messenger RNA. RefSeq names its product arrestin family protein. Gene Ontology annotation, biological process: ubiquitin-dependent endocytosis. The transcript is spliced from 5 exons. Bases 1 to 1806 code for a protein of 601 amino acids. Lineage: Eukaryota; Fungi; Ascomycota; Eurotiomycetes; Eurotiales; Aspergillaceae. Gene Ontology annotation, cellular component: cytosol; plasma membrane; cytoplasm. Gene Ontology annotation, molecular function: protein-macromolecule adaptor activity; ubiquitin protein ligase binding. The record is from RefSeq and is a predicted model, not a curated record.
AUGGCGCUCAGCUUCUUCAGUGGCGCCGGAAGCGCCAGCAAUGCCAAGUACUUCGACAUUCGCUUGAACGAUGAGUACAUCGUUUUCCGUGGCGGCGAGCAUGAAGCUGCCAGCGCUCAUCUGAAAGGAACUCUGGUGCUCUGUCUGUCGGAGCCGCUUACUAUCAAGCACAUUCGGUUACAGCUUACGGGCAUGUCGCGCGUUUGCUGGCACCUCCCCUCUAGUUCGACCGCCGGCGGCCGCAAGUCAUGGAGAGAACGAGUCUUCUACGAUAAGACAUGGCAAUUCCGCGAUCCUGGCAAAGGCAAGACGGAAGUCCUGGCGGCGGGCAACUACGAAUACCCAUUCGACGUGGUGCUGGAGGGAUCUAUGCCUGAGAGUGUAGAGGGGUUGUCGGAGACUUGGGUGAUGUACCGCUUCAAGGCGGAGAUCGGGCGCAAAUAUGCCAAAGAUAUUGUUGCACGGAAACCCUUGCGGAUCAUCCGAACCCUCGAUCCCAGCGCUCUGGAACUGUCCCACGCGAUGUCCGUGGACAACAUCUGGCCAAACAAGAUCGAAUACUCCAUCAGCACCCCGACCAAGGCUGUCGUAUUCGGUACUUCCAUUCGGGUCGACUUCAAACUCAUCCCACUACUGAAGGGUCUGCGGAUCGGACAAAUUACGUCACAGCUCAUCGAAAGUCACGACCUGACACUUAACCCGGAAGAUCCGGACUCGAUUCGCAAUACCUACAAAAUUACACGGACAAUCUUGACGGAUGAGCAUGAGGUGGAUGAGGAUCGUGUCGAAAUCAUCGAUGAGGCCGCCGAGGGCUACCAGUUCACGCGCUAUCUCGAUAUGCCGCAGACGUUGACCCGGUGUCUGCAGGAUACGGACACAAAGGGCAUCAAGAUUCGCCAUAAGAUGAAGUUCCGCAUUCAACUACACAACCCCGAUGGCCAUGUCAGCGAGCUCCGAGCCACCCUCCCCGUUUCCAUCUUCAUUUCCCCCAACAUGCCCAUUGACGAGAACAACAACCUUCGCGACCAAACCCCUGCCGCAGCUCGCCGAACGGUAGACGAAUUUGCCCACCAGGCCCCGCCUCUUUACAGCGAACAUCAAUUCGAUCAGCUGUAUAGCGAGCUCGACCCCAGCGGCUACCGUACUCCAGGCCCCGGCAGCGGCGGCCCCGGAACACCCUUCGGCCCCAUGAGUCGUAACAUCUCGUCGGAGAAUCUGGCUUCGAUGAACGCGCUGACCAACACUGAUAUCUCCGCCUCUGCACUACACAGCCGUCUCACGACGCUGAACGCUAAUCGCUUCGGUCACCAAUCCCCCAGCGAGCCAUCGCACGACUCUCCCACCGAGAGCCACCCCAAUUCACGACAGCUGAACGUUCAUUUCGGAGACUACUUUGGUCCUUCCUCCGGCUCCAACUCACACAGUCCAGGCAGCCCCGAGAUGUCUCGCCGAGCCUCGGACGAGGUGGAUCACGAGCGUAUCCCAUCUGGCAUGGCUACACCUUUCCACCCUCAGUACGCAGAGGUUGAAACGCUCAGUCGCGUGCCUAGCUACUCGACUGCGGUACGCGCGGCUGUGGGUCCUUGCGACUCCAAUCUGCCCGAUUACAAUGCUGUUAUCGCCAGUGAUUUGCCCACACCGCCGGUCCUUCAGUCCCCCCAGCAGGCUCACCUUCGCAACGGCCGCAGCAGUGGGUUUUCUACACCUCUAGAGGUGAAUCGCCCCGGACACUUUAACGCAUCCGGCGCCAACGCUGACGAUGCCGAACGCAGACUCCGAUUAGUGCAAGCCCGCGCUAGAGGCUGA